AUGGCAAAGCGGAAGGAGCAGCCCGCGGAGCCGGGGGCCCCCCACGGGCCAUCGGAGUCGCCCAUGGCCAGCUCCAGCGGCAGGACAGAGCGGGCAGCUCCAGAGCCGGGUGCUGCGGUCUACAAUGCGGUGCGUCAUGACCAGCAGGAUGGCGGACACCAGGCGUUGGGUCCGCGGGAGCCUCCGGUCGUCCACACUGCGCAACACGCAGCGGCUGAAGGCGUGCGUCGCGGGAGCAGAGACGAAAAUUCGAUGCAGGAAACUUCAACAUCGCGGGGACUGCAACCAGUGGCGAGGAGCAAGUCGAUCCUACGAGAAGGAAAGUUCCAAAAAUUGCUGAAGGCAAAGAUGGUGAAUAUGGACAGCCUGCGAGAACUGGCCUGGAGCGGAAUUCCACCGGGGCAACGUGCAGUGUGCUGGCGACUGCUCCUUGGGUACCUCCCCCCAAACAGUGAAAGGCAACAUCUUGUCUUGCAAAGGAAAAGACGAGAGUACCAAAGCUACGUUCCCGAAUACUACGACAUUUCCAACAGCAUGCGUUCAGAAGAGGAGGUUGGUGCACUGCGGCAGGUGGGAGUGGAUGUGCCCAGAACAGCGCCUGGUGUGCCUUUCUUCCAGCAGCCAGCUGUGCAGAAGUCCUUGGAAAGGAUAUUGUACAUAUGGGGCGUCCGGCAUCCUGCCAGUGGGUAUGUGCAGGGCAUCAACGACCUGGUGACGCCAUUCCUGGUGGUGUUUGUGUAUGAACAUCUCAAAGGGCCCAUGGACACCUGGCAAUUUGCCGAUCUACCAGAGGAUGUCAUUCUCGACGUUGAGGCAGACUCGUAUUGGUGCCUGUGCAAACUGCUAGAUGGCAUACAGGAUCACUACACAUCGGCACAACCAGGGAUCCAACGUGCGGUCUUCAAGGUCAGGGAACUGGUCAGACGAAUUGAUGAACGUGUUGCGCAGCACCUUGACGACCAGGGCAUAGAUUUUCUCCAGUUUGCUUUUCGAUGGGUUAACUGCCUGCUGGUGCGCGAAGUGCCAUUUGACGUGGUGGUUCGCCUGUGGGACACAUAUUUGGCUGAAGGCCAGAGAUUCAGUGACUUUCUGGUCUAUGUCUGUGUUGCAUUCCUGCUGCACUGGUCUGAAGAGCUCCAAAGGAAGGAGUUCCAGGAGAUGGUUAUCUUCUUGCAGCAUCCCCCAACUACCGAGUGGACUGAACAGGAGAUCGGGGUCGUUCUGUCUCAUGCGCACAUGUACCGGACAAGCUUUGAGAAACCCCGCAGCGAGCAGCGGUCCAGUCGCUGCGCGUCCGUGUCUUCCCUGAUGGCGUCGCCUGUGGCGGACGCCCUACUGCUGAUGGCUGAAGAUUUUGUCGCCAGCAAGUGCUACCUCCAGGCCAUUCAGUGCCUGGAGGCACUGUGCAGCAUCGACUCCUUCCCGGUGCAGCGCGCCAGGGCGCAUCUUCAGCUGUCGCGCGUCCUGUUGGAGCACACGCACAACACUGUGGAGGCCAGGCAACACGCCCUGACAGCGGAACUCCUGGUUGCAGGCAUUCGGUCCUGCUUCCACCUCAAGUGCGAGGUGCUGAACCACGUCGGUCUCUGCCACAAGGUCUUGGGCGACGCUAAGAGCGAGAGGAAAGCGUAUCAAAAGGCCUUGGCUCUGUGCCAAGCCUCAAGGCCCAUGGCGGACAAUUCUGCAGUUUGUGAAUGGGCAUGCCACUUUUAUGCCCAGUUGGCGGACGUGGCCAGCAACGAAGGCGACUUUCGUGCUGCCACGGCAUUCUUGGAGAAGGGAUUAUCCACAGCCAAAAAUGCACAGAUUGAUCACUUGCAGAUUCUCUUCAAGAUAUUUGAAUCCCAGCUUCAGCUAACGAAGUCCAAUACCUCAGGCUGUGAGGCAUUGCUGGCCGAGAUUGACUCGCUCCUGCAACUCAACGCAACUCUUUUGAAUGAGACAUUCACAGCCCAGGCAACCAUUCAAGUGAGCGUGAUUAGAAUUCUGCUUCAUCUGAAGGUCGGAAGGCUUGCUGACCUGACAAAAGAUGUGGCUGAGGAUACUCCUAAUGGGAGCUCUGGAUCUCCGGGCAAGCCAAGAAGAUACCCAGUAGUUGUGAAGUCCAUGAUGGCGGCAUUAGAACAGCUGCAAGACAAGGAGAUGGCCUACGUAUGGCUCCCAUGGCAUGCAGCAUUCGGGGUGUGCUCUUUGCUAUCUGCCGUGCUAUUGAAGCAUGUCGGAAAGCUGAAGCUUGCACAUGAGUGCAUAUCAUCGGCACUGUCAACUGUAGAUGGGGCAUUAGCUGCUAUUCCGAUUCAAUUGGAGGCAGGGGAAGAGGCCCUGGGGUCCCUGGCAGUGCACAAAGGAGCCCUAUACGUUGUGCUCAUGUUCCUGCUGUUGGAGUGCAAAGCACAAUUGUGGAUGCUCAGCAGUCAAAUGGAGGAUGCCAGAGUUUGCAUCGUCAAGGCACUUACAUUCGUUGACAAAUUUCCAACAAUUUGUGGGAAUUUAAGGACCAGCGGCCAUUUGCUUGCUGGGAUGUACCUAUACGAGGUCGAAUGUCCUCAAGAUGCCAUUCGUCAUUUCAACGCCGUCAGAGAGUUGAAUGGCUUGUCCUCUGAAAACGCACUGUCAUGUGUGUACACGGCAUUUGCAGAACUGGCUAAAGGGGACGAUGACAGCCUUAGUCGUGGAAUCGAUGCCCUCAGCAAGCACCACAGCAAGCCAAACAAUGAGUCUGAUGCCCUUGAACAUCUCAUUGUGAACUUUGGAGCAGCCUACAUGAAUCUUUUACAAGGCCAUACUGUAGAAGCGAAGACGCUGCUGACUCGAGUACUCAAACCAGCCCACCAUGGUGUUGGCAACCACCAACUGGUGUGCCAGCUGCUAAACCACAUGAGCGCAUUCCAACUUGAGAUUGGUGACAUUGAUGGCGCCCAGCAAAUGCAGAUCUCGAGCUUGACGCUGGCCAAGAAUUCACACGAUCUGCCCUCUCAGAUUGGGGCCCUGGCUGCAAUGGAGGAUAUGUAUAGGAAACGGCGCCAGGAGGACAAAAUGAAAGCAACUAUAGAGUAUAGGCAGAAGAAAGAGAAACAGCUGAAAGAGGCAGUGCAAAAGGCUGCUGCAAACAAUUCUCAGCAUCUGAUGAUCGCUGGCUGGAAUGUGUCAUGA
Molecule: messenger RNA, 3153 nt
Organism: Ostreobium quekettii
Lineage: Eukaryota; Viridiplantae; Chlorophyta; Ulvophyceae; Bryopsidales; Ostreobiaceae
Source: the annotation of a GenBank genome assembly